AUUUAUUUAAAACAACUGCACAAAGAUGCAGCGUCAUCCAAAUGUUUCUUAAACAUUUUGUCCCAUCCAGAAAAAUAAACAUUCUGCACACUGGCUCUUGUCACACGGAAAAGGCCUGUUUGAACUACCUGUGAAGGUAAACAGGUAAACACAGAGCGAUAUGCUCUCCAAGUGGAGCACGUCCACUUAGCCAAUCCACGUUUACCUCUUCUUAAGGAAACCCUCGGCUCAGUUGAUCAAAUAGCAGCAUAUCCCCGGCAACUGACCACACUCAGCAGCCAUGGCGCGCGCUCCCAUGGACCGUCACCAGACCCAAAGCUACUCCCACCUUGUCCCUGCGCCACUCACCGCGGAAAGAAGCGUGGAGUGACACGGGUGAUAACCCCCGCGUGCUCAAACAUUCCCCGAUUUCUCAGCAAAUAAACGCCCUGCGCGCGGGCCAAGUGAGUCCACUGAUGAGAUGCGCGUGGAGGCUACAGCCCGGGCCAUCCCUGCGCGAUGCGUGAAGCUUUCUGGAGUCUGGUGUGGGCUGCGUGUCCCCCCUCAUAUGUCGGAUUUAGCUGCGCAGCAUUACUUGGUGGAUCAGCGGAUUGUCCGGCAAGCUGGUGCGGCAACUUUUCCCCCCCUGCAUAUUUUCCCCCACCAGAAUAUGUCGUUGACCAACACAAAGACGGGCUUUUCUGUAAAGGACAUUUUGGACCUUCCUGACACAAAUGAUGAGGACGGAUCUAUCACCGGAGCGGAGGAUGACACGGAGGGAUCGGAGACCACGUCCACGACGAAAACCACUGGAGUUUUGGUGCAAAGUCCCCUGGAAAACGUGCAAAAUCUGCCUUUAAAGAACCCCUUUUAUGACAGUAGUGACAAUCCUUACACACGAUGGCUCGCUACUACGGACAGCAUCCAGUAUUCAUUGUUUCUCCCGUUUCUUGUCGCAGUGCACGGUCUAUCCGCAAACUCUCAGGACUCGGCCAAGUCCCCGGAGCCGUCCGCGGACGACGAAUCCCCGGAUAACGACAAGGAAACUUCCAGCAGCGGCGGCAGCGACUCCGGCAAGAAGCGCAAAAGGAGGGUGUUGUUUUCAAAGGCGCAGACCUACGAGCUGGAGCGUCGCUUCAGGCAGCAGAGGUACCUGUCCGCCCCGGAGAGGGAGCACUUGGCCAGCUUGAUCCGCCUCACCCCGACCCAGGUGAAGAUCUGGUUCCAGAACCACCGAUAUAAGAUGAAGAGAGCCCGGGCCGAGAAAGGACUUGAGCUGUCUUGUGUGAAACUGACACGCUGCUGCAGUCAGGUGGGCUGGAUGGAGGACGGCGGCGACAAUCAGCCUCCCAGAGUUGAGUGUUUAUGCCUUUCUCUUAAUGGAUUGUCUCACCUUCUUCAGAGGAUGAACAUGAGGUGCUUGAGAUGCCACCACUGCAAAUGGAUCCUGGGGCUCUGAGCCUGAUAACGAGCAGCUGUCGUUCGCUUCAGGUGUGCUUUAAUCAGCCAAAGAGCAGCGAUGUGGCAGUUUUAACAAAUGAAAUUGUGUAAUUAACCUCCAGUUUAUGGAGGAUGUAAAGAACACGUUUUGUGCUUGUGUGUCUGAAUCUGUAAGUUGUGAAAGAAAAAUGAAUAAAAGUGAUGACGUGCAUGUUUUUGCGUGUGGUUUUAGGAUGAAAUGCACCAUUGCUGAGAUUUGGACUUUUGUUGAGCAUGUGGUAAAAGAAGGAAUUGCAUUUUUUAUUCAAACAAAACAACAAACCUAGAAGAGAAAAAGUACAUUUUAAUCACUCUUAAAUGUCACAUUUUCUUAUUUUCUAUGAUGAACAAAUCAUUAUUUACCUACUUUCAUUGUGUCUAAAGACGUAUUUUCAAACUGUUGUAGCGUCACAAAGGUCCUCUAAUUUGUGACAAAGGGCUGGACCUGGACAGAGGCCCCACCCAAUCGGAUUGCAAGUCCGACCACGGUGUGGACGGUCCCUUUUUCUGUAGGGGAGCUCUGUGUGCAGGGUUGGAUGGCUGAAACUGACAACAGAUCAGACAACGCUGGACGUGGUCUGAGACGUCGCGACGCAUCCCCGGCCAAUAAGCAACCUGGUCAGGGCACCGAACGUGGCCUUGACACCUUAAAAAGUCACUUAUGAUAUUCAGAAAUAAGAAAAGUGUUUUUUGUGAAAGUAUUUCAGUUUUGUUGUUGCUUCCAUGAUGAUGUUGGAGAACACCUCGUUCACACCGAAUACGGAACGGAUGUGGUCCGGUUCCGACACGGCUUCUGCAGUGAGAGAAGAAGUAGCUGAAGAGUUUGGCGUAGAAACAUAGGCGUGGCAAAUAAAAGUUGUGCCAUUAAAAUGGUAAAAAUCAAUCAUUUGAGAUAUUACACUUUAAAGUCAAUAAUAUGGACUCUUUGUUAUUUUUUGUCGUCAUUGUCGUCUUCCUCCACUUAUCCGGGUCCGGGUCGCGGGGGAAGCAUCCCAACUAGGGAGCUCCAGACCGUCCUCUCCCCGGCCA
Messenger RNA from Nothobranchius furzeri (turquoise killifish), 2487 nucleotides. It is a transcript of the gene nkx2.2a, whose product is annotated as NK2 homeobox 2a. Gene Ontology annotation, cellular component: nucleus. Gene Ontology annotation, biological process: cell differentiation; regulation of transcription by RNA polymerase II. NCBI's taxonomy places the organism in Eukaryota, Metazoa, Chordata, Actinopteri, Cyprinodontiformes, Nothobranchiidae. Gene Ontology annotation, molecular function: DNA-binding transcription factor activity, RNA polymerase II-specific; RNA polymerase II cis-regulatory region sequence-specific DNA binding. The record is from RefSeq and is a predicted model, not a curated record.